AUGGGCAUCUUGCCAGUGAUCUAUGCACUACUCCCUUUCUUGGUACUCGGGUCACUAGGAAAGCUAACUGCGUUAGCAUCUGGAGUUGUAACAAGCUACAGUCCAGAACAUAAUAGUGUUCCCCGGAGUGCCUCGCUCGAAGGUUGCGUGAAGACAUGUGGCAAUCUGAGCUUCGACUAUCCCUUUGGCAUCGGGUCGAGGUGCUCCCGUGGGCCUGAUUUCAAUCUCUCUUGCAACGAGACCUCCCAACCCCCCAAGCUCUUCUUGCACGACGGCAUCACCGAGGUAACCGGCGAUAUCGAUGUGAAUGGUUUCGGCACUGCAAAUUUCAUCAGCACCUCCUUCCGGCAUACCAUUCCUUUGAAAUCUGGUGUUAAAGUGUAUGACUUGUCGCUGAAAUCACCUGGGAGGUCCUUCACCCAUGGGUACACUGUUCUAAACAUCAUAGGUUGCGACCUGGAUGUGUAUUGGGUCAACGACAACACCGGCACAGCCAGGCGCGUCUGCAAAACUGCGUGCAUGGACCUAGGAAUUACGGAGAUGGUGGCUACGAAGAAGUGCAAUGGCGUCGGUUGCUGUAGUUUUCCCAUCGAUGACCAUAGCAUCAACACUUUUCACCUCAAAUUUGUAUUGCGCCAUAGGAAAAUUAACACCAGAGCACGCCCUAACCGGACCUCUCCAUUGUGGGAUAGAAUCAGCAUAACGGACAGUGGCGGCGCCACUGUUCGUUGGAAUAUGGUGGAUCAACCCAACUGUGCUGGCACGGUGCGAAAUAGGACUGCCUAUGCCUGUAUCAGCGAGCAUGCCGAGUGCGUCGACAGUACAUUUUUUGACUGUCCAUUGACACGUGAUGAGUGCAUUGACUUCGGCAUGACAUCAAGCAAUGGGUACAACUGCAUCUGCGGUGCCGGCUAUACAGGCAACCCCUUCAUUCAAGAUGGAUGCUCCAACGACAAAGGGUAUAAUCCAAUUGCAAGCAGAGCUGAUUGUACCCGUUCGUGUGGUAACAUUAGUGUGCAAUUCCCGUUCGGCUUAGAAGAGGGUUGUUUUGCGAAGGGAGAUUUUCACCUCAACUGCUCAGUUACGACUUCAUCAGCUGUCCUCAUGUUGGCACAUCUGGAGGUAAACAGCAUGAAUGUUGAUGAAGGGACCAUUAAUAUCACCAAUCCUGAGCAAAAAGGAGGAUUCACCCUGUCUGGAGGUCUUUUUUAUUCAUAUGGGACAUUGUUCUCCCCUCUGCAAUGGGUUGCUGCAAAUCUAAGUUGCAUAGAGGCCCGACAGAAUAAAACCGGAUAUGCUUGUGUGAGUCUCAAUAGCAAGUGCGUAGAAGUAAACACUGCAGACAUCUAUGUUGGUUAUCACCGCAAAUGCGCAGAUGGCUUCCAAGGAAAUCCAUACGUCCAAAGUGGUUGUAGCGACAUUGAUGAGUGCAUUCAGCCAAACAAUUGUAAAGGGAUCUGCCAUAAUAUUGAAGGAAGCUUCUUUUGUACUGGAUGUCCUCGCAAGACUGAGUAUGAUCAAACAAAAAUGCAGUGUACUAGAACGAAACAACAGACUCUGCUUUUAGGUAUAAUUAUUGGGUUGUCUUGUGGAUUCGGUGUUCUACUUCUGAGCUUCAGUGCAUCACUUCUCAUUCUUAGAUGGAAAAUAAAUGUUCAAAAGCAACUACGGAAAAAAUAUUUCCAGAAGAACCAAGGUCUUCUCCUAGAAACGUUGAUAUCGUCUGAUGAAACUGCAAAUGAGAAUACUAAGAUUUUUUCGUUAGAAGAGCUAGAGAAGGCAACAAACAACUUCGAUCCUACACGUAUUAUCGGACGUGGGGGCCAUGGCAUGGUUUACAAAGGCAUAUUGUCUGAUCAGUGUGUCGUUGCAGUAAAAAAGUCAAAGGUCAUUGAGCAAUCUGAGAUCAGACAAUUCAUUAAUGAGGUCGCAGUCCUCACUCAGAUAAAUCACAGAAAUAUUGUGAAGCUCUUUGGAUGUUGCCUCGAAACCGAGGUUCCACUACUGGUGUAUGAUUAUGUAUCCAACGGCUCACUGUCUGAAGUUCUUCAUGCCGAUGCAAGUGAUGGUUUUUCCUUAUCUUGGGGUGAUUAUUUGAGGAUUGCUCUCGAAUCAGCAGGAGCUCUAUCUUAUCUCCAUUCUUCAGCUUCAGUAUCAAUCUUCCAUCGUGACGUGAAGUCCUCAAAUAUUCUUUUGGAUGGGAACUACACAGCUAAAGUUUCUGAUUUUGGCGCUUCCAGAUUGGUUCCAAUCGAUCAAACACAUAUUGUCACGAAUGUGCAAGGUACAUUUGGGUACUUAGAUCCAGAGUAUUUCCAUACCAGGCAGCUGAACGGGAAGAGCGACAUGUACAGUUUUGGUGUGGUACUAGUGGAGUUGCUUCUCAGAAUGAAGCCUGUAUUUACAUGUGAAUCAGGCACAGUCAAAAGUUUGUCAAACUAUUUCCUUCAGGAGUUCAAUGAGGGAAGAAUCACAGAUAUUGCUAAUUCUCAGGUGCUUGAGGAGGCAACCGAGGAAGAGAUCAAUGGUGUUGCCUCUCUUGCAGAGCGGUGCUUGAGGCUACACGGUGAAGAAAGACCAACCAUGAAACAGGUUGAGACAGAACUGCAGACUCUACGGACAAAACGGAUGAACUCAUCUCAGCCAGAUCCGAGAAGUGGAGAACAGAUGCAACCAAGGUCGUUAACUCAAAGGAGUAGAUAUGCUCGGCAAUUAUCCGCACAGCCAGGAGGUAGCCAACGACGCUAUAGCUUGGAGGCAGAGUUCUUGUCAUCUUCUAGCCUGCCACGGUAG
Triticum turgidum subsp. durum (durum wheat) is the source of this 2793-nucleotide messenger RNA. The record is from the annotation of a GenBank genome assembly. Lineage: Eukaryota; Viridiplantae; Streptophyta; Magnoliopsida; Poales; Poaceae.